Molecule: messenger RNA, 2179 nt
Organism: Trichoderma asperellum CBS 433.97
Lineage: Eukaryota; Fungi; Ascomycota; Sordariomycetes; Hypocreales; Hypocreaceae
Biological process (GO): transmembrane transport
Cellular component (GO): plasma membrane
Molecular function (GO): transmembrane transporter activity
Source: RefSeq, a predicted model, not a curated record
GGAAUAGAAAGAACAGUUGCCUUUCUGCUGAAAUAUUGCUAAUGCCGGCAAAUUUCCGCCGAUUUGGUGUUUUUACCCCUGCUUCCCAAAUCCUUCUCCCCACUUGCGUGUUUGCGGUUGGAUAUUUGCCAUGUGAAGAUGUAUGUCUUCAUUUUCCUUUUCAGUUAUCGGGUCUCUUUAAAACAUUCUUCUCCUUGAGCCCAAUUUAGAUUUACACCCGAGAUGUAACCCCAGACUAUUUUAUCCCCAAUUAUUUGUUUUAUAUUUCUCUAAAGGGCCAGCUCGAUGAUUCUUCAAAGCGUCAUACACAAGCUGCAAAGGCAAGCCUGAUAUCUGCUAUCGUCUGUGUGUAUCCUUCGUCAUGGCCGACGCCGUCUCCAAAGACCAUGUUGAGAUCACAGCUGCUUCUAAACAGUUGUCUAUGGAGAAUGAGAAGGCUCAAUCCGGCCCGCAUGUUGCACACAGUCGCAUCGUGCUGAUCCCUCAUCCUUCUGAUGACCCCAGAGAUCCAUUGAAUUGGACGAUAUUCAGAAAAGGCAGAGUGCUCGCCGCCCUCUGCUUGGCUUGCUUCUGCGGCUUCACAAGCGCACUCGCGUCGCAGCUCGAAAUUGGCCCGCUCUCGACUCUCUAUCAUCAGGCUCCGACGGCCAUUUCCUACCAGAAUUCAUCAGCCAAUGCCGGUAUGGUAAUUGGUGGCAUAUUCUUCUAUGUGCUAUCCUUCAUCUUCGGCCGCCCUUCAAUCUUUUUCUGGUCGCUCCUCGGCCUCAUUGGCUCAGAUUUAUGGUCUUCUUACAUGACAAAAGACGACCAAUUCAACAUUUUCAUAGUGUCGCGCGGUUUUGCUGGUUUCUUUGGCACCGCCGUGGGUGUCCUCGGUCCACGCAUGCUCAUUGAUAUGUUCUUCCUUCACCAACGUGGACGCGCAUUUACCAUCUUCCACUUCUUCUUCGACUUUGGCACCGCAGCCGGCCCCUCGCUUUGCUCCUUUGUCGUACAAGGUGCUGGCAACGUGCAGUGGGCUUUCUGGUUCAUUGCUAUCGUCACAGGCUUCGCGGCCCUUCUCGUCUUCCUGUUCGUCGAGGACACUACCUGGGAUCGCACUCCUGGAGCAAUUAACAACCCACUGCCCGAAGGCUUCAUUGCCAAUCGCAUUGCGACUUUCUUACCCGGCACUCGUAUCGUCCCCCGGAAGUCUGUCGGCGAGCUGGCCCGGAUUGCCAGCGUCCCCUUCAAGAUCGCUGCUACGCCUGUCAGUUUGAUGAUUGGCAUAUUCACUCUAUUCAGCUUUGGUUUCUCAGUUGCAAUGAACUCGCUUACCCCUGUGUGGCUACAAAAGCCUGUCAAAGCUGGCGGGUAUGGCUUUACGCCCAUUCAAAACGCACUCUUCCAAUUUUCACACUGGACCGGCGUAGCUCUCGCAUUUGUUUACGGCCAGGCCCUUGCCGACCGCUUGCCAUUAUGGCUUGCAGCACGUUUUAACAAUGGGACUUGGAAGCCAGAGUAUCGCUUACACGCUCUGUGGCUUCCCGCGCUUGUAUGUAAUUGCAUAGGCAUCGGUCUGUUUGGCUAUGCUUUGCAGUAUCAUACAUCGUGGGGCGUGCUAGCAUUCGGAUCCAUCCUAGUUAUCUACGCAUCCAUGUGUAUUACGCCCAUCACAGUCAAUUAUCUGUCUGAGUGCUUCACCAACAACGUCGAGGAGGCGGCCAUCGUUCUCAACACAUUCCGUAUCGCCUUUGGUCUGUCUGUUGCGUUUUACAUCACUCCUUGGGUCGAUGCCAUGGGUAUUGGAUGGACAUAUGGGUUGAUGGCUUUCAUCAUGAUCUUCAGCUGGCUCUUCGUCUUGGUGCUCAUGUGGAAGGGUCAUCAAAUUCGUCAAAUUGAUCCAUUUGGCCUCAUUUCGACCGAAGAAGGUAAACACGUCCUUAUCGAUGAAGAGUCAGUAUAGGACGAGACUCGAGCGACGUUUGAUGCAUCUAUGUAAGGGUGGUCAUUUAGGCAAGGCAACCUUUCACAAGGACCAUAUAAAUAGAUCAGGGAUGGGAGAAAAUGGAAGUAUUAUAGGAUCACCGCUUCGAUGCUGCGACUUGCUUCUCAUUUCCUACUCAUUAUUACGGAUUAUCUUCUAUGCUCAAAAUAUAGAAUUCCAGCACAUAUUUAAAAAUAAAAGUUUUCUUUUGCC